AUGGGCAACAAGCAGACUGUGUUCACUCAUGAGCAGCUGGAGGAAUACCAGGGGCACACGGAGAGAUGCAGGUCUGGGCCAAGCCAGUUUCUCUCCCCACAGGACUGUACUUUCUUCACGAGGAAGGAGAUCAUGAGGCUCUUCUAUCGCUACCAGGACCUGGCCCCCCAGGUGGUGCCCCUCGACUAUACCACCUGUCCUGAGGUGAAGGUUCCCUACGAGCUGAUUGGCAGCAUGCCAGAGCUGAAGGAUAACCCUUUCCGCCAGAGGAUUGCACAGGUCUUCUCUCAAGAUGGAGAUGGUCACAUGACCUUAGAGAACUUCUUGGAUAUGUUCUCAGUGAUGAGUGAGAUGGCUCCACGGGACCUGAAGGCCUACUAUGCCUUUAAGAUUUAUGACUUCAACAAUGACGACUACAUCUGCGCGUGGGACCUGGAGCAGACGGUGACCCGGCUGACCCGUGGGGAGCUGAGUGCUGAGGAGGUGACCCUGGUCUGUGAGAAGGUGUUGGAUGAGGCAGACAGCGACCAUGAUGGGCGCCUGUCCCUGGAGGACUUCCAAAACAUGAUCCUGCGGGCGCCAGACUUCCUCAGGUGCAGGUUCAGACCCAGGGAUGAGAAUUCCUGCUGCGUCAUCUGAGACCUCAGGGAGCUUCCCCAGAUUCUGUGGCUUCAGCCCACUCUGUCUGAGAAUCAUAACCAGGGCAUUUCCUGUGGACAGAAGCAGCGUUUCCAUCAACUGCCACAGAUUUUGCUGUGAACUGUCCACACAGUUGUCCUCAGCAGUUUAGAGUAGGGUCAGAGCCCCAA
This is a messenger RNA of Peromyscus eremicus (cactus mouse), 809 nucleotides long. RefSeq names its product calcium and integrin binding family member 3 (gene Cib3). The record is from RefSeq and is a predicted model, not a curated record. Gene Ontology annotation, molecular function: calcium ion binding. The coding region runs from base 1 to 639 and encodes 212 amino acids. Lineage: Eukaryota; Metazoa; Chordata; Mammalia; Rodentia; Cricetidae. The transcript is spliced from 5 exons.